Molecule: messenger RNA, 2085 nt
Organism: Seriola dumerili (greater amberjack)
Lineage: Eukaryota; Metazoa; Chordata; Actinopteri; Carangiformes; Carangidae
Gene: kcnq1.2
Product: potassium voltage-gated channel subfamily KQT member 1-like
Exons: 16
Coding region: 1-2085 (694 amino acids)
Biological process (GO): transmembrane transport; potassium ion transport
Cellular component (GO): voltage-gated potassium channel complex; membrane
Molecular function (GO): voltage-gated potassium channel activity
Source: RefSeq, a predicted model, not a curated record
AUGGGGGAAAGACGGGCGCGCUCCUUCCACAUGACGUGCCACGUGCAGCGCGACUAUGGCAGCAGGCUCGGGAGCUCCUUCAUAAGUUGCAGUCCCAAUGGAUAUGCCAGCACGAGCCUCAGCCUCAGCUUGGACCAGGAGAUGGAUGCUGACCUUGCAGCCUCCACUGGCACUACAACCAGCAGCACUGCUGUACAGGCUCCUGCAUCUGACAGAAGCCACUACUCUCCUGUUUCACUGGAACUGGACCCCACAGCGGUGAAUAAUGGAUCAGGCAUUCCCUGCUGUCCGCCAGCAGACACAAAGGACCCAGCGCUGCAGACGAUACACAGCCAGCCCUCUAUCACCUCUGUCCAACCACCUCUCCCUCGUUCGAGCUGGCUGCAUCAUCACCACAAGGAUUUCCAGAGCCCUUACAUCAAGACUAGCAUGCAGGGGGAUGUUUACAACUUCCUAGAGAGACCUGCUGGACUGAAAUGCUUCCUCUACCACUUCCUUGUCUUUCUCAUGGUCCUGGUGUGUCUAAUCUUCAGCGUCUUGUCAACUAUAGAGCAAUAUGCAGACUUUGCCACUGGAACCCUCUUCUGGAUGGAGAUUGUGCUGGUGCUGUUCUUUGGCACAGAGUAUGUGGUCCGGCUGUGGUCGGCAGGCUGUCGCAGCAAAUAUGCGGGCAUCAAAGGACGCCUCCGCUUUAUCAGGAAGCCCAUAUCAAUCAUAGAUUUGAUAGUGGUCAUUGCCUCAAUCAUUGUGCUGGGUGUAGGGUCCAAUGGCCAAGUGUUUGCCACGUCUGCCAUCAGGGGCAUCCGUUUCCUCCAAAUCUUGCGCAUGCUACAUGUGGAUCGACAGGGGGGAACAUGGAGGCUUCUAGGAUCUGUAGUCUUCAUUCAUCGACAGGAGCUGAUCACCACUCUGUACAUUGGAUUCCUGGGCCUGAUCUUUUCCUCCUACUUUGUCUACUUGGCGGAGAAGGAUGCUGUAGAUGAGGAGGGCAAGACGGGCUUCUCCAGCUACGCCGAUGCCCUGUGGUGGGGCGUGGUGACUGUCACCACCAUUGGCUACGGAGACAAAAUCCCUCAAACAUGGAUAGGCAAGGCCAUUGCCUCCUGCUUCAGUGUCUUCGCCAUCUCUUUCUUCGCUCUGCCUGCUGGCAUCCUGGGCUCAGGGUUUGCUCUUAAGGUCCAACAGAAGCAGAGACAGAAGCAUUUCAACAGACAGAUCCCUGCUGCAGCCUCUCUCAUUCAGACACUGUGGAGGUGCUAUGCAGCAGAGAAACCAGGUGGCUGUGCUGCUACGUGGAAAAUGUACGUCCUAACUUCAGAGGCCGUCACCACAGUGGAAUCUGACAACUCCAGUCCUAAUGUUAGGAAACUGAACAUAUCGAAAAGGGGGACCAAGAGGAGGUUGAAGUCCAGAGGUAAUGGCUCCAUGGGUGUGGCCUCAGAGAGGGCUGUAUCAAUCCCCCAGAUCACCUACGAUCACAUCGACGACUCUGUGGACAAGAAGGAUGUCUCAUUUUUCUCGGAGGAGCCGAGGGGGAGUGUCGAAGUAAGGAGGAAUCAUGACAACAGCACCUCCAUCGACAUCUCCCGCGCCAACAGCUUAACCGAUGAGCUGGACUACAUGAGUGAGGACAUUCCCCUGCCAGUGGUGACACACAAAGCUCAGUUGUCCCAUGCCCAGAGAUCCGCAGUAAAAGUUCUUCGCAGAAUGCAGUACUUUGUGGCCAGGAAGAAAUUUCAGCAAGCACGGAAGCCCUAUGACGUGCGAGACGUGAUCGAGCAGUAUUCCCAGGGUCACCUGAACAUGAUGGUCCGCAUCAAGGAGCUACAGAGAAGGCUGGACGGCACGCUGGGGAAGCCAGGAAUGUUUCUUCCAGGAAAAGGGGAAGAUAAGGAAUACCCAACUAUUGGAGCACGACUGAUCAGGCUAGAAGAUAAGGUCCAUCAGAUGGACCAGAAAAUGGACUCAGUCCUGCACAUCCUGAUGGAGCAGUUCCCGCCCAAGCCCGAGCUGACGUCCAAACCCUCCAUCCGCAGGGUGACCAUCCAGAAAUGCAUGGAUGCCAGCAUCGAUGAGGGGCCCUGA